This is a messenger RNA of Anguilla anguilla (European eel), 3272 nucleotides long. RefSeq names its product scaffold attachment factor B (gene safb). Gene Ontology annotation, molecular function: sequence-specific DNA binding; RNA binding. Gene Ontology annotation, cellular component: nucleus. The transcript has 21 exons. Bases 157 to 2775 code for a protein of 872 amino acids. The record is from RefSeq and is a predicted model, not a curated record. Lineage: Eukaryota; Metazoa; Chordata; Actinopteri; Anguilliformes; Anguillidae. Gene Ontology annotation, biological process: regulation of transcription by RNA polymerase II; regulation of mRNA processing.
CUCAGUAUCUAGUUUCCAAAUGCAACUCGUGCACGCUCGUUGAUUCUUGCCUGGCCCUCUCAGUCUCUAAGAACGCCAUUUUGUCCUGGGCCUUUAUUUUCCUAAGAGUGAAACUGUGGUGUUUACACAAGUCCACAAUCAGUUGUUUUUGUAGCCAUGGCUGAGAGCUCAUCGGCAGGAGAACCGGUACCGACUGAGGUGCAGGAUGGAGCCGGAGUUCGUAAGCUAUCAGAGAUGAGAGUGAUCGACUUGAAAGCUGAAUUAAAAAGACGAAACCUAGACACCAGUGGCAAUAAGAGUAUGCUCUCGGAGAGGCUGAAAAAGGCAAUUGAAGAAGAAGGGGGAAAUUCAGAUGAGGUGGUUGUCAUAUUAGACGCAACUCCGAAGAAGGCACCCAAACGAGCCAGCAAAGGGAAAAGACAGGAAAGUGAUGGACCUGAAGACUGCACAGUUGAAGAGGAUUCUGGUGAUGGGCAGGAUGAUCCUGAGAUGAACCUGGACAACCUGCAGGAAAUGGACAUCAUGGACAUGAGUGUGUUAGAUGAAGCUGACAUCGAUAAUGGCAUUCCCGCUGACUGUGAAGAGUACAAUGCCGAUGAAAUCCUGGACUCACUUUCUAACGAUGGAAAUCCAGAAGCCGCGCUCGAGGAGCCCACCUCUGACAAUGAAAACGCCAAUGAAUCCGACUCUCUGGAUGUGCUGGCGGAGCUGAAGCCAGACGAUGAAAUAAUGGAGGCUGAAGUUGCUGACACAAACUCAAAAGAUGAGGAUCUAAACUGCCUGUCAUCUAAAGAGGAGCUAGACGAGGAGCCAGAAGCCAUAAACGAAGAAGAAAAUGAGAAAGUAGCCGGGUCUUGUAUAUCUGAGCCGCUUAACGAAGAGCACCUGGAUCCGUCAUCUGAAGAAGAGCCAACUGCCAUCGAGAGCUCUGUGAAUGUCGCCGAGGAAGAAAACGUAUUUGACUCCGUCAAAGCGGACGAUGCCCUCAAUUUGGAGGGCGAAGUGUCGGCUAGCGACAUUGAACAGACUGAAGAAAAACAAAAUGAGAGCGAAUCUAAAGAGGAGGAAAAACAAAGUGUCCAAGAUGACGCUAUGGACACAGAAAGCGCGUGCGCUCCGGUUGCUAGUGUAAAUGAACAGGGUUCAAACGAAACCGAAUGUGCUGUUGAGUGUGAAAUGGACUCAAAAGCCGAGGCCGAGGAAGAAGCCCAGAAGACGGAAGAGAACGCUGCUGAACCGUCGGCAGCGAAAGAGUCCUCUACUGUUGAGGGCGAUGAUCAGAAAAAGAGUUCUGAUGAGGAAAAAGGUGUUAAGCCUGAAUCAAAAGAUGAAAAAGCCCCAGCUGGUAGUGCAGCAGCCAGUAGUGGAAGAAAUCUUUGGGUUAGUGGACUCUCUUCCACCACCAGAGCGACUGAUCUGAAGAAUCUGUUCAGCAAAUAUGGCAAGGUGGUGGGCGCUAAGGUGGUGACGAACGCCCGGAGCCCAGGCGCACGCUGCUAUGGCUUUGUGACGAUGAGCACUACAGACGAGGCCACCAAGUGCAUCAGCCACCUGCACAGGACGGAACUGCACGGGCGCAUGAUCUCCGUGGAGAGGGCUAAGAACGAACCAGCAGGAAAGAAGCCUGCGGAAAAAAACGAUGCUAAGAAGUCUGGAACCGACAGGCGGCACUCUUCUGAGUCCAAGUCUGAAAAGUCAGAUGCAAUCAAGGAUGAAAAAUCAGAAGGCGGUGAAGCAGGAAAAGAUGGCAAAGGGCGUGGGGCAGAAAGGACAGUUGUGAUGGAUAAAUCCAAGGGAGAGCCUGUCAUCAGUGUGAAAACCAAAAGCAAAGAGCGAAGCUCAAAGAGCCGGGAUCGCAAAUCUCCAAGCAAGGAGAAGAAGGACAUCCUCUCCUUUGACCAGAUCAAGGAGCAGCGGGAGCGCGAGCGUCAGAGGCAGCGCGAGCGCGAGAUCCGGGAGGUGGAGAGGCGGAGGCACUCUGGCGAGCGGGACCGUGACCGGGACAGCCGCGCGGAGCGCGAGCGCAUCCGCCUGUUCCGGGAGAAGGAGGAGCGGGAGAGGCUGCUGCGCAAGCGCAACUGGCUGGAGGUGGAGAAGCAGCGGCUGGACGCCGACCGCAUGGAGCGCGAGUUCCUGGAGCGCGAGCGCGUGCGGGUGGAGUACGAGCGGCGGCGAGAGCAGGAGCGCAUCCACCGCGAGCGUGAGGAGCUGCGGAGGCAGCAGGAGCAGCUGCGCUUCGAGCAGGACCGCCGGCCCCUCAAGAGGCCCUACGACAUGGACGGCCGGAAGGACGACUGGCACGACAAGCGGAUGGCCAUGGACGACCGCUACGGGCGCUCGGACUUUGGCCGCCAAGAACGCUACCAAGACUUUGACCACAGGGACCGGGGGCGCUAUCAGGACGACAUGCUUCCAGACCGGAGGGAUGGGCCACGGGGAAUUGUUGGAGACAGAGAUAGCCAGCAUUUCUCAGACCGUGGAGACAGACAUGGACGGGACUCUCGUGACUCCUGGGGGGGUUAUGACAAACGCGGCCUCAAUCAGUCCAGGGAUGGACGUGAUUGGGAUGGGCGGAAAAUGGAUGGUGACAGACCCUGGCAAGGUGGAGACCGAGGCAUCCCAGGACAGGGUCACAUACCAAGAGGAGGAAUGGCAGGGCGCGGGGGCUACGUGCAGGGGGGGACCUCGCAGGGCCUCUCGGGGGCCCUCAAUCGGCAGAACCAAAUGAUGCAAGGCGGCGGAAUGCAGGGGGGCGCCUUCGGCCGUCGUUACUAACGACGAGACGUCCUCCGCCACACCCGUUUGAGUGUCAUAGUGUUCCCUUCGCCAGCGUACAUACCGCUUACGGAAGCUUCGUCAACUCAGACGUUACCCUUUUUGUAGUCCUGCCUGGAUUUUCACGUUCUGCGACUGAAUAACUAGCCGCACGCCCAGCCAGCCAGCCUGGUUCUGCAUACCUGGGUUUUAAAACGUCACAGGUGUUUCAUUGAUUUUUUUUUUUUUUUUUCAUUCCAUGUGUCCUUUGUUUUAAAAGUAAAUGGAAAAACAAGUCGAUGUGAAAAUACAAUUCUGUAUUGUUAUUUUUUUUUUUUCUAUUUUCAUGUCUUUUAAGUGAUGAGGGUUAAGUCUUGAGAAAUGCUCAGGAGCGUUUCACAGUGCUUACAGGUUUACUGAACACUGUGGCUUGGGGUGAAUUUUGUUAUGAACAAUUAUUUAGCUUGAUAAUGAACAUGCAAUAUUGGAUGUAUUUCAAUAAACUACCUUGGAUUGUA